Molecule: messenger RNA, 2272 nt
Organism: Paralichthys olivaceus (Japanese flounder)
Lineage: Eukaryota; Metazoa; Chordata; Actinopteri; Pleuronectiformes; Paralichthyidae
Product: visinin-like protein 1
Molecular function (GO): calcium ion binding
Source: RefSeq, a predicted model, not a curated record
CAGAGGUGAGUUAACGCGAAGGUUAUUUUACACGAGGGAGGAAACUGGUUCUGGAGCCAAACGUCACGCUGACAGAAGCUGGGAGGAAAAGAAGAGGCUUUAUUUUGCAGCCUAACAGGAGCUCAUUCUCUUCCACACAUCACAAGAGAGGUGAAUUCGUCAUGGGCAAACACAACAGUAAGCUGGCUCCGGAGGUCCUGGACGACCUGACCAAGAGCACUGAAUUCAACGAGGCAGAGCUCAAGCAGUGGUACAAAGGCUUCCUCAAAGACUGCCCCUCUGGCAUCCUCAACCUGGAGGAGUUUCAGCAGCUCUAUGUGAAGUUUUUCCCAUACGGUGACGCCUCUAAGUUCGCCCAGCAUGCGUUUCGGACAUUUGACAAGAACGGUGAUGGGACCAUUGACUUCAGGGAGUUCAUUUGUGCCCUGUCCAUCACCUCCAGAGGCAGCUUCGAGCAGAAACUCAACUGGGCCUUCAACAUGUAUGAUCUGGAUGGGGAUGGAAAGAUCACACGCAUGGAGAUGCUUGAGAUCAUAGAGGCCAUCUACAAGAUGGUGGGCACGGUGAUCAUGAUGCGUAUGAAUGAGGACGGGCUGACUCCUCAGCAGCGCGUCGACAAAAUCUUCUCCAAGAUGGACAAGGACCACAAUGAUGAGAUCUCCCUGGAAGAGUUCAAAGAGGCCGCCAAGUCUGACCCCUCCAUCGUCCUACUGCUUCAGUGUGACAUGCAGAAGUAGAGAGGGAUGGGUGGAGAUGCAGAGGGAGGGAGGGGACGGGGGAAGAGUUGAACUGAAACAAGCGAAGGAAGGAGGAUAUGAGAACAGAGAGAUAGGCGAAGAAAGGGGGGAUGCACCUGAGGGAGGAGGAGGAGGAGGAGGAGGAAGAGAGGUAGGGAAGAUUUCUUUUGUGAGGCAGCAAUGACAAGGAAUGAGCCUUAUUUGGAACAUAAUGGACUGCUUAUUGAUGCCAUUCUUUUCUUCCAACCCAUCCCACUGUGUACUACACUCCUGCUGGAGAAAUUUACAGAGAAAAUCUAAAGAGGUGCUACUCACUCUUUCACACUGCUUAGCAUGUGAGAUUACAAGGCUGUGGGGUGACUCGAGUGCAAAUGUCAGCUACCUAACAGUUCAUACUGUACUUUUACUGUACAAUACAAAAAGGUGUGUUGUCCUUUCCAAGAUCUUUUCAUUAUGAGACUUUACACGAAAUGCCUUAUUUCAGUUGUCAUGAGUCUGCACCUGUUGCCUGGCAACCUCACAGUGAUAAAUGACGAGGAUUUAAGGAAAUCAUUGCUCCUGGCAAAGAAAUAACAGCUGGUAAAAGUGCAGCUUCUUGAUUUUACUGAAUUUGUCCAAUUAUUUUUACACCUUUGGACUAAAGGCUAGCAGCUCCGGUGACAAUAUAGUGUAUUAGCAACCAAAAUAUAACUUUCCCUAACAUUUUAUGUUAUUUUCUUAAAUGUCUCAGUUCUGACAGCCAGAAUGCCAAUUUCUAAUCACACACACUUUUUAAAUGCUGUGCUGUGGGAUAUUCUGAAAAAAAGAAUAGCAUCAAAUCAACUAACAGCCUGUUUGAUCCCCAUAGAGUGACAAGAGAGAAGCAAAUGUAUUGAUGUACAGAGAGUUAUUUAAAUGAACAAUAAUAUUAGCUUUGAGUGGGUUUGUCUGUCAUGGGCUGUGUCUCAAUUCAGGGGCCACAUCCUUUAGAGGCUGCAUUUGAAAAGUGAGUGCAUCACAGUGGCACGACUAGGCUGUCUUUUUUCGAAGGCUCCUUCAAAUGCGUCCUUCCAUCCCAGAAACACAAAAGCUCUAACAGGUGGAUCCUUUUCACCCUAACCUAUCCCAGGAUUCAUUGUGUUUCAAUUAUGUUUUUCAAAGAUGGCGUUAGUAAGCGUCGAGAAGUCCGACAUUUGAGAAUCACGCUUCAACUCAACCGAACACCUAACGGUGCAAAUGUUACAAGAAACCAAGGGGCAUCAAAACUUUCUGUUGCGUGUCUGACUGCGGCUCUGUUGCUAGACAACAGCAAUAAGUGUGGGAAGAUUUUGUGACUUCGAUCAAAAAAGUCCUCUGUCGACCAGAGCGUUUGGAUCGGCCUUCGCGGUCUUCGCGGGAUACGGUAUCUACGCGGCCCACCAAAAAGGAGCUCUUUGUAGGUAGCCCUUGAAUUAAGACAUGGCUAUAGUGUCUAUAACACCAUGAAUGUGUGCAUGUAUGAAUGUGAGAAUAUGUCACAAUCAAAAUACAUUUGCCCACAGAUCAAAGUCAGAUCA